AUGGCCCGUCUCAGUCUCUCCUUCCUUUCUGUUCUGUUCGUCCUCGCGGCGUUGGCCCUAUCUAUGCCCGUCAAGCGUGAUGAGCAGGCGCCCAGCCACGGCUUCACUCUUGAAAGCACACUCGAUCAACUGAAGAGCGCCACUAAGAUUAUGAACGGGCUUGAUGACAAGGACAACAAUGACGAGGAUAACCAGACAAAGCAUGCACCCGCCACCGAAAACGAAGCCCCAGCCAAGGAGCAGAAGAAGGAAGCCUCUACUCCGACUGCUGAUUCCAGCUCCGAUGAAUCCAAGUCCGAUGACAAGGGUACUCCUACCAAGAAGUUGUCUUCUGGUACCUUCGUUACUCCCACUGCUACCAACACUCACCACCCUACUUCUCAGCCCAACGCACUUGGCAAGCUUCCCCUUGUUGGUGGUCUGCUUGGUGGUGCUGGCGGUGGUCUUUAA
Molecule: messenger RNA, 450 nt
Organism: Penicillium nucicola
Lineage: Eukaryota; Fungi; Ascomycota; Eurotiomycetes; Eurotiales; Aspergillaceae
Exons: 2
Coding region: 1-450 (149 amino acids)
Source: RefSeq, a predicted model, not a curated record